Molecule: messenger RNA, 3476 nt
Organism: Ostrea edulis (European flat oyster)
Lineage: Eukaryota; Metazoa; Mollusca; Bivalvia; Ostreida; Ostreidae
Exons: 6
Coding region: 2028-3029 (333 amino acids)
Source: RefSeq, a predicted model, not a curated record
AUUCAUUUCAAAAUUAAGGAUUAUCUCCCUCAUGCAUAGCUCUUAUCCUUAGAUGAAUUUGACUCCACGUUUUGGGGACUCUGUUUUUCCCUAUAAUAGCUCUAGCAAGUUUAUUGUUAUUUCGGAUUUCGAACAUCUCGGUUGAGUAUCACUGAAGAGACAUUAUUUGUUGAAAUGCGCAUCUGGUGCAUCAAAAUUGAAGCACCAACUGUUUCCCCCAGGAAUAACGUGUGUAUGUUGGCAGAUGGAACCAGCGCUUGUUGCACUGGGUAUUAUGAAGAAAAUGAUGUUUGUCAUGAAUGUAUCGGAUCAUUUGGUUAUAAUUGUUCAAACCCAUGCCCCCAAGACUGGUAUGGACCAAAAUGCAGCAUCCAAUGUCAAUGUUCGUCUAUCAAGUGUGAUGCCAUUUAUGGGUGUGCAGAAGCAACUACAGAAUCUGAAAAAAGAACUGUCCCACUAGAUAACAUCCCGAAAUAUCCGGUCUCAGAUGUUCCAAGCAGUGGAGGUAACAAAUUACUAAACUUUACUCAAAUCACUGGGUCGUCAUCGUUGUGGUUGUUAUUCUGGUGUUUCUGGUCAUCGUAUGUAGUGUUGCUGCUGUCAGAAGUAGAAAUAAGGGGAAAAACAACAAACGCAUAGAAGCUACAAAAGCCAUUCUUUGCCGAAGACAAACGACUACAACUACGAAGACUAAACUCCGCAUGCGUCAACAGAGUUUAUAGCAUUUCCUUCCAGUCAAAGCCAACGAAUUACAUCAAUCUGCAUAUCUGAAACAAUCUCCUGAUCCCUGGGGACAAGUUCUUCUUUUCUGUAAACGAUAUUAACAAUAUGUGAAUUGCAAACAAAUCGAACACAUAAAAGACACAAUAACUGUCAAUUAAUGAUUAUUCGCGAGAAAUUAUUUCUUCGUCAUAGUAUUAUAUUUUUUGCAAAUCUUUGAAGUGUUACUAUAAUAAUUGCCUAUCAUCUUUUGUAUUACUAGUAACUCUGCAAACUAAUCAAUAAAAUGUUGAAGAUACCAAACAAUGAUCAAUUUCAUAUCUACAAUAAAUAAUACGAAAUUCAGACUAGGGAAACACAGACCUCUCAACAUACCAGGGGUAGGAUUAGGUAUUUAGGAGGAGUAGGUAUCCCAUGUCGACCGGUCACACCAACCAUGAGCCCUAUAUCUUAAUCAGGUAAAUGGAGUAAUCCAUAGUCACAAUCAGUGUGUAAUGAACGGCCUAAGAAUUGGUAUGAAACACGUCAGGCAGCAUUUGCCCCAAUGACAGGUUGUAUUGGUUAAUCAAAUUAGAUCGUUAUAACGACCAUAGGAUAUGCCAAAUCUCUCAACUGAUUCGAUACACAAGAGGUUGUUCUGCGUAUGGUUAGUUUUUAAAUCGAGGCAGGCAACUGAGAAACAAGUUGAUGGCGCAAGGGUUUCAACAGUCUCUUUUAAAGUCAGUAUUUCGCAAAUUGUAUGGUCGUUACAAUGAUCGAGAUUGCCACUACAAACUAUCAUUGGAUCAAAUGCUGUCUGUCGUGUUUCAUACCGAUUGUUAGACCGUUCUUGGCAUAUUGAUUUUGAUUACGGAUAACUCCCUUUACCUGAUCAAGAUAUAGGGUCCACGGAGGGUACUACUGGUCAACAGGGGAUGCUUACUCCUCCCAGACACCUGAUCUUACCUCUGGUGUGUCCAGGGGUCCGUGUUUGCGCAGUCCUCUGUUUUGUAUUGCUUGUAGGAGUUUUGAGAUUGGUCGUUGUUCGUUAUCUUCAACUUUCAUCGUGCGGGAGGGGGUGAAGGUUCGUCCUUCACUACAUUGCUACAAAUUCAUAAGUUCAAGCUGACAUUCAUACCAUUAAAUACUACUAUGGAAAUAGAAGGGUGUCAGCCACCGAAUUUCUCUUACUAUGCAAGUUAAAAUAACUAACUUUGUAAAAACAAUAACGGAAAAGAAACAUUGCCAAAAAAUAGCCUCUCAUUAUUCUACGUGACUGUACCACGGUAACUAUUGAAGGUCUCAUUAUUCUCGUGCCUGUUUUGUUUAUGUCGUCUGACAGUUCGGGGGUUUGUUGUCUAUAUCCUUUGUGUGUUAUUGGAGACCUCCAGGUUUGUUGUCUACACCCUUUGUGUGUUAUUGAAGAUCUCCAGGUUUGUUGUCUUCACCCUUUGUGUGUUAUUGGAGAUCUCCAGGUUUGUUGUCUUCACCCUUUGUGUGUUAUUGAAGACCUCCAGGUUUGUUGUCUACAUUGUGUGUUAUUGAAGACCUCCAGGUUUGUUGUUUACGCCCUUUGUUUGUUAUUGAAGACCUCCAGGUUUGAUGUUUACACCCUUUGUGUGUUAUUGAAGACCUCCAGGUUUGUUGUCUACAUUGUUUGUGUGUUAUUGAAGACCUCCAGGUUUGUUGUUUACGCCCUUUGUUUGUUAUUGAAGACCUCCAGGUUUGUUAUUUACACCCUUUGUGUGUUAUUGAAGACCUCCAGGCUUGUUGUCUACAUUGUUUGUGUGUUAUUGAAGACCUCCAGGUUUGUUGUCUACAUUGUUUGUGUGUUAUUGGAGACCUCCAGGCUUGUUGUCUACAUUGUGUGUUAUUGGAGACCUCCAGGUUUGUUGUCUACGUUGUGUGUUAUUAGAGACGUCAAAGCCGAAGCUUUUAUAUUUCCACAUAACAUACCGAGACCGAGGAUGUUACCCUGCAUCAUCCACGAAAGCAAGAACUUUAUUUCUAUUCUACUUCGGCUCAGAAAUAUACAGCCGAUCGUUUACUUAUACUAUGAAUUAGGUCACUGUGACGUCAGUUACAUGUUGACGGAUUAUACCUGUAUCAACUGCUUCAAUACACGGUUCAAGAAAAUUACACAUUCGCAGAAGAGGGUUAAUUGUCUGUUCAUUGCAACAUGUUUGUUAUACGCCCGUCGUAAAUUUGGUCACAACUUCUCCCUCAAAAUCAUGGAUACAAAUAUUGCCUUGAAAUCUAGUCACAAUCUUUCCCUCGAAGGAAGGCAAGUUCAGAUUCCAUUUCAGCUUCAUUGGUCCGUCCGUGGGUGACCUACUUUAGGGCUAAAAGUAGGUCAAACAAUAUCCCGGACUUUUUGUCAUCACGGAUACAGAUAUGCCCUGUAAUUUAGUUACAAGCUUCCUAUGGAAGGAAUACAAGUUCAGUUUGCACUUCAGCUGGAUUGGUCUGUCCAUGUGUCUAGCACAAUGUCAUGUUUUCCGGACUUUUCCCGUAACGGAUACAUGUACAGCGUUGCAAUUUUGUCACAAUUUCUUCCUCCAAAAGCAUAAGUUUUUAUUUCAGUUAGAUUGGCCUGUCCGUCCAUGAGGAACUUUUGGUUGGUUGAUUAAAUUAAUAUUUUUAGAGGUAAAUAUAAUUUAACAUCACUUGUCGGGCUCGCGGCGGGUGCGCUCCCUCCUCCUGGACACCUGAUCCACCUCUGGUACAUCCAGGAAUCCGUGUUCGUCCGGUCCUUCGUUUAUAUUAUAACGUCACGU